UUUUUUUCUUAUAAAUUCAUUCUUCCAUGGAGAAUUUAGAAGAAAAAAGUGAGAUAUACCUUUUAAUAAUUUGACUAAAAUUUCAACAUAACUGGUAUAAAUUUUGAGGAACAAAGAAUUCACCAUAGUUUUUUCCUUCAACAUGUUCACGAAUUAGAGUUUUAUUAUGCCGAUUUUUGGAUUAAUAAGACAUAAAAUAAAAGUAUUCGUAAGAUGAUUAUGCCUGCAUGUGCGGGCAAAACAGCUAGUUUAAACAGUAUUAUCAAAAUCAAACUAUAUUAUUUUUCUUUUUGUUGGGUUUAUAUAUUCUCUGGGUGAAAAAAACCCGUCAUCGGUGACAACUCACGUUUGCACUUGCCAUAGGCACUCAAGCCCUAAGCUAGCUUAAGCUAUCCCUACUACCACUACUAGAAACCCUUCAAAUAAAUCUCUAUAAGUAGAAACCCUCUGAGAUCUCUUCUUUCCUCAUAUACAUUCAUACACACACCACAUUAACUACUUCAACUGCAAUCUAUCUCUCUCUCCCUUUCUAUUGUCUUUCUAUAUAUAGAAACUAGGUGCAAUAUCUUGUCAUUUUAAUGGCUAAGUUAAGCUUCUCCUUAUGCUUCUUGUUGUUUCUUCUGCUAGCCUCAGUUGCCACCGGAAGCCGCCCUCUCGAGCAGACUCCAGUCGUGGUGAAGGUGAGAGAGUUAAGCACUUCUAUUGAGUCUACGAACCCAACUGUAGCAGAUGGUCAAGCUUCAGGGGGUAGUGGCAGUCAGGUAAAAACUCCGGAGCGUUUAAGCCCAGGAGGAUCGGACCCGGAACAUCAUUAGGGUUUCCUUUCAAACUGAGAGUUGUUCUCAUUUUCUUCCAGAUGUGUAUUUCUUAUUAUCAAUAAUUUGGUUGCAAUGAAUCUGUUUUUUUCCUUUGUCAUAAGAUAUGAAUACGUGUUUGUAAGAUCGUCACAAAGGUAUAACAGUUGUAUUGACACAUAAUACAUUAUUCUAAGUUUCCUUAUCGUACGUUAGAUAUUGAAUUUCGCUAUUUUACGUUACAUAUUCUAUAUUUUGUUUUGCUUUGACUGAGACAAGGACCGUAUCACUAGUAUCCUUUACCUUUUGGAACACGUUUUUCUUUUAGCUCUAUUACUUUGUGCCUUUACGAUAUAUAUAUAGCAAUGCAAGGGACUUUGAUUUGGAUGGUCCUGCAUAUUUAGAUGGUCCUGCAUAAAACACGAUAUCACUUUGAGCCUUUACAAUAUAUAUAGCAAUGCAAGGUGUGAGCCUGCCUUAUGAUUAUAUCGUGUUUUAUGCCGAUUGUGACCAGCAUGUUGAAAAGCAAAAGUAACACGAACAAGUAAGUUUUAACUUCUAACAAAAACACACAAAAAUCAAGCAAAUACGUAUUCUUUCUUUGUUUUUAACCGAAAGACAGUAGAAUGGCUUGAAUGCACAAUUUACAUGUGGUCGAUUUAGAUUGUCCGGGCAUAGUAGAUCAUUAAGCCGCAUUUUAAAUUGAUGGUGAUUAGCUUAUCAAAGAAAGGAUUAAACAGUUGAAGAGAAUGAUUAAAAAAAAACAAAUUCAAGUUGCAUAUCUUAUAUUCACCUCCGGAUUCUUAACUGAUAGGAACCUUUUCGGAUUAAAGGAGCUUCUUACAUUAACGAAAAAGUAAACACUAUUGGAAGCAAUAUAUUAGAAUGGUUUUUGAUUUCUUAUCAUAGUUAAAUCGUGUAUUAGUUAGUAUAUAUACGGGAAAUCUAUAAAUAUAACACUAGAAAGUUGAUUUUGAUAUAUAAUCUAAGUUCUAUAAAAUAGAGAUUAGCUGAUUUAACAAAUAUUCAAUAUAUAAAAUUUAAUUUCUAUAACUAAGAGUAAAUUUUUUAGCAAAACAAAAAAAAAACUAAAAGUAAAUUGAUGGCUGAUUAAGUAAUCUUUGACGGCUGAUUAAGUAGUGUAAGUAAUCUUCAAAUUUUUAUGGGCGAUACUACAUCGCUCUUCAUUAUCUCUGUGGUAAAAUCUUCUAUUGAAGUCAAAGAUUUGUAUUCGAGUAUUGAUUAACAAAAAAUUGAUGUGCUGCCAAUAAAAUGUUGUAGUAAUUGACCAAUCGAUGCGCUGUAUAAUAUUUGGCUUAAAGAAAAAGUUGCUAACACAGUGAAACCCUUGAUGCCAUGUUAUCUGGAUUUGGAUAAGAAAAGCUUCAGUAAAAAACGCACGUUACAGUAUAAAGAACCUGCAGUUAAUUGGAAAUUUACCCUUUUAACUAAAAUCAAUUUGACCUCACUACACAAUCACCUACAAUUUGUAGGCUACAAAAGUAAUAAAGAUUUUAAUACUUUUUCUCAUUUAAUUGUCUGAAUAUUCUUCUUGUAAUGAAAUCUUUUGAUGAAUGAGAUAUUUGAACAUACGUAAGUUAUAAAUCUAAAUCCUUUCACAAAAAAAAAAAAAAAAAAAAAAAAACUGAUUCACCAAUCUAAAACCACAAAUGUAAGUGCUCUUGGCCUUCAACAAGAGUAAUUUUCAUAUUUUGUACUCCUUUCCUUUUCUAUCUUUUUUUUUGAGAAAUUUUCUUUUUCUAUCUUAUCGGAAUUUCAUGAAUCACUCUCUUCGUCUAUUACCAUUACCUCGUUUUAAAAACUCUCUCUCUCUCUCUCUCUCUCUCUCUCUCUCUCUCUCUCUCUCUC
This is a messenger RNA of Brassica napus (rape), 2663 nucleotides long. RefSeq names its product CLAVATA3/ESR (CLE)-related protein 2-like. Gene Ontology annotation, biological process: cell-cell signaling involved in cell fate commitment. Bases 579 to 815 code for a protein of 78 amino acids. Gene Ontology annotation, molecular function: receptor serine/threonine kinase binding. NCBI's taxonomy places the organism in Eukaryota, Viridiplantae, Streptophyta, Magnoliopsida, Brassicales, Brassicaceae. The record is from RefSeq and is a predicted model, not a curated record. The transcript has a single exon.